Molecule: messenger RNA, 2385 nt
Organism: Lates calcarifer (barramundi perch)
Lineage: Eukaryota; Metazoa; Chordata; Actinopteri; Centropomidae
Product: transmembrane protein 200C
Exons: 2
Coding region: 187-1755 (522 amino acids)
Source: RefSeq, a predicted model, not a curated record
UUGGCCCGCCCCUGCCGGUCUCUAUUGUGAAUCCGCGUUCAACUGGAAACCACUCUUCCAGCCUUGGCACCAAAGUGGCGCACCACGACAUGCAGCAGAGCUGAACGACGAGUGCGCCUUUGAAGAUGCUUGAUUGUCAAGCCACAAUUUCUGGUUGAGUGACAAGCCCGCCAUCCCGUCGCCACCAUGAUAGCCACAGGGGGCCUGCUGCGCAUGAACCGGCGCCAGGAUUCCCUCCGCUCCAAGAACCGAGCGGAAAACAAGAGGAAGAGGAAAUCCAAAAAAAAGAAGAAGAAUGAUGUGGUGGUGGUGAAAGGGAAGCUCAACCUGUGCUCUCCGGCCGGUUUGGUGGCUGCUGUCGGAGUUAUCGUUCUCAUGGUGGGGAUUUCCAUGGCCGUGCUGGGCUACUGGCCCAGCCAGAACCAGCAUGCAUACCAGGAGCGCCGCAGAACUGGAGCAUACCACGCCAACAGGAUGAGCUACUCCAGAAGUCCACCUGUUUCCUCGAACUUGACCCAUGAUAAGCCUCCCUCCAGCCAGACAACUUUAUUCAACCAGAGCCAUGCUAACAGCAGCACCCCCAACCCCUCCCCUCACUGUGGCUUCCUCUGUGACUUCCUGGAUAAUUACCUGUACUCAGACAAUCUGAAAGUCUUCGGACCUCUGGUGAUGGGAAUCGGCAUUUUCCUCUUCAUCUGCGCCAACGCAGUCCUCCAUGAAAACCGCGACAAGAAAACCAAAAUCAUCAACCUGAGGGAUAUCUACUCCACAGUGAUAGAUCUGCACAGCAUACGGUCGAAGGAGUACUCACCUCUAAACGGUUUGGUGAACUACACUCAGUCGAGGAGUGCUGAGGGUCCAUCGGGCUCCUUCCCCGCAAGUGGGAUGCUCACUCGCAGCUCCUGGCCCUCCACUGGACUCGGUUUCCAGGGUGAGUUGGGUGGCGAUGAGGUGUUUAGACACCCCUCUUUAGCCAGCAGACCUCGUAGCUGGUCCAGAGAUGUCCAGACCUUCACAGACACUGUCUACAGCAUCUACAAAGACUACAGCAAUAGCAGCAAGGAGGCGCCACAACCCCGACAGUGGGAGACCACCUCCAUCGUCACCUCCUCUGUGAACGCUUUCACCCUCCCUGUGAUCAAACUCAACAACUGUGAGGUGGAGGAGUCAGAGAGAGCGGAGGCAGAGGGGCACUCGGGGGAAGGAGUCGUUAUCGAGGCUGCUGCUGAAAACAUUAGCGAGGAAGGACAGGCCAGCAGCAGCCAGACUGACGACACCGACACCAAGGAGAAGGAGGCCUCGACGACAGAUCCCCUCCCACCCCUUCAGAGCCAUGAGGACAUUUCCAUAGACACAGCUGGCCAACAGGGGGCGCCACAGGCACAGCCUCAGCCACAGCUACAGUGGACCCAGCUGUUUCCUCCAUCACCUGUUGCCAGGGCGAUGGGGUCACGGCUGUCGCUCAACUCCCUCACGGAUCAGCCCAGGUCUGCUCGACGCUGCAGCCUGUCUCUGUCUGUGUGUAGUCAAGGCGACAGAGCCAGGCGCUUCAGCUGCCCUCGUCUGGAGCGCUCCAACAGUAAGGGCUACAUCAAACUGACUGAUCUGGGGGGCGAGUCCUUCGAAGCCCCUGACACAGACACUUCUUUAGUGGCCACCGAACAGGAAGUAGCAACGGACGCAGCAGCAGCAGUGGAGGAAGAAGCUCAGGGAGAGGAGGACCUGGUGACACCCAGCACCUCUGCAGAAUCCUAGACUCAUUUUUUUGUUUUUUGCUGAUGAGCCUCUAAAAACUCUUUGAUGUCCUGUUCUUUGCUGUUCAUACUUUUUUCUCCGAUUGCCACUACAGAGGGAAGGAAAUGUGGAGAGUAAGCAGCUAAGGACUAUUGAAACAUAGCCAUGAACACUCAAGAGCAAGGCUCUUUAUAAAUACCACAUCCACAGCUCAAUAUUCAGAUGUAAUUUUUCUAUUUUUUUCAAUGUAGCAAGAGCAAUACUAAAGACUUGUUAGAAGAUUUAGUAGAGAUUUGUAAAAAAUAAAAGAAAAAAGAGAAAAGAAAAGAAAAUCAAAUCUGAUGAGUUUUAACUUUUCUUUUGUAUAACAGUAAGGCAAACAUUGUAGCUUGUAGAAUUGCCAAAACCAUCACUGAGAUCUCCUGUCUGACAUGUUGUACUGUAGCAUUAACAUAUGCCACAGAAAACUAGAUAGUCUAGAUUUAUUUCUCUACAUUGUUGUGUGAAUACCACGUGAAUAGGUGAAAUGAAUUGAAUCUCAGGUAGACGUUUUGUUUAGGAUCGGGACCUUGAGGACAAGGUCUUCCCUAUGUGCACACUUGUUUAUAUGAAACAUUCAUGGUUGAAUAAACUUGACUGUAACACCUCCUC